UGUGAUUUCUCCUUGAUGCAGUCUCCAAAGGAGCAGGUCCCGGUUCCUGUUUACCAUCCAACUCCUAGCCAGACCCGGCUAGCAACGCAGCUGACAGAAGAGGAACAGAUUAGAAUAGCGCAAAGGAUAGGCCUUAUCCAGCACCUGCCUAAGGGAGUCUAUGAUCCUGGAAGAGAUGGCUCUGAAAAAAAGAUCAGAGAGUGUGUGAUCUGUAUGAUGGACUUUGUUUAUGGGGACCCUAUCCGAUUCCUGCCAUGCAUGCACAUUUACCACCUGGACUGUAUAGAUGACUGGUUGAUGAGAUCCUUUACGUGCCCCUCCUGCAUGGAGCCAGUGGAUGCAGCACUGCUUUCGUCAUAUGAGACUAACUGAGCCAGGGUUUAUCCUCUGACCCGUCAAGGAAACCAUCCAUUUUAAUGGGUUUGAUCCUUUGUCAUUCAGCCCCAAAGAGCCAGGGAUUAGGAAUUAAGAUCAUGCACAAAAAAAGUACAUUUCCUAAAAAUUCCUGAAAGGCUGCAAACAUUGGAGAAAUGCAUAAUAUUUUAGAGACUAUAGAAAAAGUAGGAAGUUAUUUUUAUGUAAAGCCUUGACCCACUCCUAAAAAAUAUAAUGAUCUUCUAACGCUUGUUCUUACACCCAUAUAUAGGAAUUGUGUAAAGUGUUACAGCAGCUAAAAGUGUUUAAAUUGCCUGUAUCAGAUUUUAUUAGAAGUGAGAUAAGGGGUUGUUUUUUUCCCCUUAAAUAAAGUAAUAGUUUUUGCUCUCAUUCUAUUCACAAUCUCCUGGCAUCUGGGUCAAGGCUUUAUUAAAAACUACAUUUUAUAACACUGGCACAAAGAAAUAGUUUUAAGCUUGUUUGCACAGUUCUUUUUUUUUUCCAUUGGAAAUGGAAUCCAUUGCCUUAGGUCUUUUUAAUAGUGUAUUGUUAUUGUUGGGCUGGCUCUACGCUUGAAAACCAGUUUAUUUAUAACCUGUUAAAAGUGCUAUAUUUUGUUUGCAGUUAGGAUUAUGCAGAAUUCAAAGUGAUCUCCUAGCUUGUAAGCAAACUGAGAUGCACUAUCCAUUUUCUAUAAGCGAUGGUUUCAUGUGAGGAUGCUAAACCAGUCUGAUGGUAUUUUUUUUUCUGUUUUUCCCUAAUUUGCUUCAGGUUCGAUCAGACCAUGAUCCUUAAACUUAAGUAUACUUUGAGUAUCUACAUUUUGAUUUACCAACUUGAAGGUGGACACCUGUGCUUAAAGACAUGAUGAUAACGUAGCUAUAAAGUAAUCCAGAACACUAUGUCCCAUUUUCAAAAUAUAAUGUCACUGUUGAAUAUCACCGUCCCCCCUUUCCCUUCAUUCCCCUAUAAAAUACUUGUCUUGGAUGAUAGUAAAAGGAUACUGCAUCUCUUAUUCCUGUAGUUCUUCUUAGGUUAUCAAAAUUAAGAAUAAACAUACUGUAUCUUGGUCUCUGUAUGAAAUGUAUCUGUUAAGUCCUGCUGGCUGACAUUUGUCUACCAAGCAGAUAUGAAACCAGAUAUAAGAAAACUGUAUUUUGUUUUGCACAUGAAUACAAAAUUCAUAUAGACACAGAAGUUCAUAGCGGUGAUCAAGGAGAAAAAGUACAGCUGAAGUAAGAGUGAUACAAAUAUCUACAUUUCUGAAGCAAAAAGGUAUGUGGUUGGUAGAGACAGUCUAGCAAAGAUUGUAGCUGUAAAUGUUUUUAUCCAUUUAGCACGUGUUUAUUUUUCUUAAAUGUACUCUACUGUGACUUUUAUACAUUUGAUGUAAAGCUGAUACAUGGAGAAGUCUUAGUCCUGUAAAAUGAGAUGCAGCCUCAAGUUAACCGCAAAAAAUCAGGGAAUGUUCUUGAUUGUUUUGCGUAUACCAUUUUGAGCCCUUGAUCCAACCAUUUGUAUUUAAACACACAAGUACUCGGAAGAGUCUGUGUACUUAAAAGAGAGAGGAAUUGCAUCUGUCAUGAAUAAUUUUAAAAGAUCAGUCAGUAGAAUACAGAAUCAGCAUAUUGGUUUAUUUAUUAGCCCUGCCGCUAAAAUCUACACUUUACUACACUGUAGAUGUAGUCGAUAUGGUAUUCAAAAGGUGUUUAAAACAAUCUAUAGUACCAGGUUCAUUUAAAUAGUUACACAGUGAACUUGCCAGAAGUUUUUACUGAAUUCAUAUGUACUUAAUUACAUGAAGCAAAUCGGAGAGGAAAGACCUGAAGUUGUGCAAUAUUCUCAGUGGUAAACCAUUGUUCCUUUUUUAUCAUUCCAUGUGUGUUCUUUCUGUGCAUUUUUUACAUAAAACGUAAUGUCCAUGUUGUCAAGUAUUAUAAUCCGAUUUUUUCCUUGUUAAAAUUGGCAAAUGAACAAUUUUUAAACAUUUUUUCAUGUUUGGUAUUAGUCUUUAUUUAUUAUAAGACUUGAUUAUGAAAGAUUUGGAAGCAGAAUUGAAGUGACUGGUUACUGAGCUGAAUGCUUUUCUAGGCACUUUGUAUAUAGUUGAACUUUUAACGCUGAUAUACUUACCAUGUUAAGAGAAACUUAAACCUAUGCUUUUAUUAAAAUACUUGUUAAAUAAACUGAUAACAAAAAGGUGUCAAGGGCUGAAGUUAGAAUUGAUUCUACAAGAACAUUCCAAAAAAACCAGACUUCAGCCUAGAGCAGGUAUGUGCAAUUAUAAGAAAUGCAUUAAUUGGUUUAAUAGUUUUAGGCACAAUGCUGAUGCGUAAGAGAUUUGCAGUUCCAUAACUGAAGGCCCUUAAUCCAAAUUCUGGAUUUAUAAUUCAGAGCUUCAAAGUGAAUCUUGUGCUAGAAAUAAUUUACAUCAGCCUAGGACCAAAUUGUGUCACAGGAAGUGGUAGACUGCACUAUUAAGAUCACCGAGGGCCUAGCCCCACCUCUGAAAAUGAUUUCCAUUGGGCUUCAGUUCCUCCAGCUGUAAAAUGAAGAUAAUGCUUGCUUCCUACUUGGUAAUGUUGUUUUGAAUUAAAUAUUAUCUCAAACUAUGUUAGGCAACCUGGCUGCAACAGUCAUUUCCUAAUCGACAUACACUGUGGCCCAUACGUGGCAUACGACUUGGAUUCUUUCAGCCUAGACCUAUUUUGCAUUUUUAACGAUGAGAACAUGGAGCUGAGGAUUUCAUAAAGAGAAAAACCCAAGUUUGUCUUUUGAGAGAGUAACUGCAAAUUUUCCAUAAGAUUUUACUCGACAUUACUAUGAAGCCAAGCAUCUGUAAUCUUAACAAAAUUUUAAUAAGGUGAGGACAGGAACACAACCGUUUUGCUGCACAGAUGUAAGCCAAGAAUUUCAGCGCUGUUACCCAGGACACGUAGAUACGGACGUGAAGUCAAGCACAUUGUUACAGGCACCUAAAACAGCAGAGGCAAAGACGUUGCCUGAAAGUUACUUUUACUACACGUGUUUAAGAACGUGGUGGAAGAAAAGAGCACUGCUGGCCAGCAAACUGAGUACAGCACAGCAAGCUCAAGCAGGGCAUUUGGAAUUAGAUAGUGGUCGUACUUUAUCUUCUUUUCACUGGAAGAGGAAGAGAAGCAUUAUUAACGAGCAGUUCAUGCUGAAGUUUUCUCUCAUUAAUAGUUCCAACUACAAAUCACCAGAACAACUGAGUUUCAGAGAAAUAAUCCAUGUCACUAUGAUGGUCAUCACCCUCCCUAUCUUAAGACAAGUCCUAGGUUAUUCAAUGAGUGCUCUGUUCUGCACGGUGAUAUGGGACCAACCUUACACAUGUAACUCUUCUUAGCAGGAGAGUAAAAAAGGUGGUGGCUCUCUAAGGGCAAGUCUACAGUGUCAAAGGACCAGACGGGGGAGUACUGCAGUAUGGCAUGCCAGGCCUGGUUGGUACAUGCUAUACCCCAAAUAAAGGUAAUGUAGAUGUCUUACUGCCUUAGCCCAGGAGAGUGGGAUUGUCCAGGUGUACACUAAGGCAGAUGUCAGCCCCAAGGUGUGCCCGGUUUCACUGGCACCCCAAUGUCUCUUUCACAGCAAAGACCUGCUCAUCCACAGAAUAAGUUUUGCCCACGUGCUGCCAGGAUGAGAUGCUGUUCGCUGAGGAUUGUGCAACUAUUUGGUUCUUUGACUCUGGCUCUCACCUAGAUAGACUUCAGUAUACCCAUGACUGAGUGGGAAAAAAAUAAGACCUCCUCAUCUUCCUCAUGACUGGGUGAGAAAAAAUAAAAGUGGUGCUAUCCUUUAAAAAUCA
Alligator sinensis (Chinese alligator) is the source of this 4201-nucleotide messenger RNA. RefSeq names its product ring finger protein 11 (gene RNF11). The transcript has 7 exons. NCBI's taxonomy places the organism in Eukaryota, Metazoa, Chordata, Crocodylia, Alligatoridae. The record is from RefSeq and is a predicted model, not a curated record. The coding region runs from base 16 to 372 and encodes 118 amino acids.